Drosophila montana is the source of this 1422-nucleotide messenger RNA. Its product is annotated as transmembrane protein 164. NCBI's taxonomy places the organism in Eukaryota, Metazoa, Arthropoda, Insecta, Diptera, Drosophilidae. Bases 243 to 1187 code for a protein of 314 amino acids. The transcript has 5 exons. The record is from RefSeq and is a predicted model, not a curated record.
GCCAUGCAAUUUCAUAAGUGAGCAUAGAGAAUGUGCAUAAUUAUAAAUAAAUCAAGAGUGUGGCGCACAUAAAUACAAUGUGGCCCAUGUAAAAAUAAAAAAAUACGCGAGUGGCUUCAAGUGUAGCGUGGAGCUUUCUGUGAAACCACGUGGCUGUGUGUAUUAACACGCAACGAUCAAAUUCCUUGAGGCGCUGUAAAGUCGAAGUCGAGGUCCAAGGGUAAAAGGAACAGACAGCCAAUAUGGAAUGGGAUUGGGCUGUGGGCGGCAUUACGGAUGAGAUACCGCGCACCACGGGACCCGAGUGCAUUAACUACAUGACCGAUCGACGCCGAUGGACCGAAACGGCGCUGCUGUCCGCUUUAUUCAUCUAUAUCAUGCACGGGAACUGGAAGCGUUUGGCGCCCAUACGAUUGCCCCCGACACACGAGAUACAGAAAUCGCACAGUCCGAUGCGGCUUUUCCUGCUCAUCAGCAUGUCCUUCGUCUUUGGCAUUGAGAUGGGCUUCAAGCUGGCCGGAGGUUCCAUGAUAUUUGCACUGAAUCCUUGCCAUGUGCAAACGUGUCUGCAGAUUUAUUUGCUGGCUGCCAAGCCCACAAAGACAACGACUGCCUUGUUUCGUAUACAGAUGAGCAAUUUGAAUGGACCAUUUCUGGCCUUUGUGUUUCCCGAGGUCGAGGGACGCACCUACCCCUUCGAGCAGGCCACCUAUUGGAUACAGCACGCGCUGCUCUACAUUAUACCCAUUUACAUCUUGAGAAGUGGCGCCUACACAAUCGAGGACUUGGGUGACUUUAAGUGGGUCAAAAUCGGCACGGCCUUCAUGCUCUUCUAUCAUUUUGUGCUGCUCUCGCCAUUAUCCAUCUUAACGGGCAUCAAUCUGGAUCAUAUGCUGUGCGCGGCCCUAUCGGAUCCGUUUCAGGGUCAAAACUACAGACUGUUCGCCUGUUGCCAUCAGGCGCUGCUGUGCCCGCUGCUCAGCAAAGGAACAGUUUUGCUGUUCGGCUCCGGGAAGAGUCGAUGCAAUGAGAAUGGCAUACACAAUAAUGCCGCUGGGGGUCGUGAUACGUAUACGCCGCCGGGCUCGGAGCAUGUGCUGUAUCAUCAGCUGCCGCCACAGCAGGAGUAUGUUACAACGGAGGCGAUGACGGGAGAGUAUACGAUGCCCACGACAAAGAUUGACUAGUAUAGCGCGAAUAUUGAGAACAGGCUAUGUCUAUGUCUAUUAUAACCGUCAAUUUAUUACACAAUUUGGUUGAGAUAGCCACACUUAGGUAUGGUUUCUUUUAGAGCCCGUAACAUUUUGUAGCUAGUUCCAUAGUCCUGUUGCGAAUUAUAUAGUGUACAUAAUAUUCAAAAUAAGGCUAAAAAAGAUUUAUGCUCAUUGAGGUAAUACUUCAAACUAAUGAAACAGUUCGAAA